Glossina fuscipes is the source of this 7008-nucleotide messenger RNA. Its product is annotated as voltage-dependent calcium channel type A subunit alpha-1. The coding region runs from base 344 to 6136 and encodes 1930 amino acids. Gene Ontology annotation, biological process: chemical synaptic transmission; calcium ion import across plasma membrane. Gene Ontology annotation, cellular component: voltage-gated calcium channel complex; membrane. Lineage: Eukaryota; Metazoa; Arthropoda; Insecta; Diptera; Glossinidae. Gene Ontology annotation, molecular function: calcium ion binding; high voltage-gated calcium channel activity. The record is from RefSeq and is a predicted model, not a curated record. The transcript is spliced from 35 exons.
CAACAAUAAUAACCAACAAGAAACAAAAAAGCAUUGGCAAAAAAUUCAAUUUCAUUAAAAAUUUUAAUUUAAUUCCUUUAACUGUUUGUUGAAUAUAUUCUUGUUGCCUAUUGUCAUAACAUCGAUUGCAUGCCAUGUGUAUGACGUGUCAAUCUACACAAAUGUGUGUUGCCGAACAUUUGGUGUAACACAAUUAUGGCCGAGCGGUCGUCCUAUCAUUAUCAGAAAUUGGAUAAAUUGACGGUUGGCAGCGGCUCAGGAAGCGGCGCUAGCAGGGCAUCAACAGGACUCCACAAGCGGGGGGCACUCGGGUCGAAGGGGAGCCCAUCGCUUAGCUGAUAGAAUGGGUGGCCCAAAGAAAGAGGAAACACCACCUGGUGGUGGUCCCACAUCAUUAUUUAUCCUUACCGAGGAUAAUCCAAUUAGAAAAUAUACACGUUUCAUUAUUGAAUGGCCGCCCUUCGAGUACACUGUGUUAUUGACAAUCAUUGCCAACUGCGUUGUGUUGGCAUUAGAAGAACAUUUGCCUGGGAGUGACAAAACAGUAUUGGCUCAGAAACUGGAAAAAACGGAGACCUAUUUUUUAUGCAUUUUCUGUGUAGAAGCAUCGCUCAAGAUCCUUGCCUUAGGUUUAGUUCUGCAUAAACACUCCUACCUCAGGAAUAUUUGGAACAUCAUGGAUUUCUUCGUUGUAGUAACGGGAUUCAUGACACAAUUCCCACAAUUAGGGCAGAAUGUAGAUCUAAGAACACUUAGGGCCAUUCGUGUGCUAAGGCCCUUAAAAUUAGUCUCUGGAAUUCCUAGUUUACAAGUAGUUUUAAAGUCCAUUAUCAAGGCUAUGGCACCGUUACUACAAAUUGGACUCUUGGUCUUGUUUGCGAUCGUUAUAUUCGCCAUCAUUGGACUCGAGUUCUAUUCGGGAACAUUGCAUAAGACUUGUUAUAGCUUAGAAGAUCCAAAUAAACCGGUUAAAGAAGGUGAAUCAGAAACGCCUUGUAAUUCGGAUAAAGAAGCGGAUAAGUCAGGCGGUGCAUACGUAUGUAAUUAUAAUACGAGUAUGUGUCUGGAAAAGUGGGAUGGACCGAAUUCUGGCAUUACUAGUUUUGACAAUAUCGGGUUUGCCAUGUUGACCGUAUUCCAAUGUAUCACAAUGGAAGGCUGGACAGCAAUACUGUAUUGGACCAACGAUGCUUUAGGUUCACAAUUUAAUUGGAUAUAUUUCGUGCCUCUUAUAGUUAUAGGCUCAUUUUUUAUGCUCAACUUAGUUCUUGGUGUUCUUAGCGGUGAAUUUUCGAAUGAACGUAAUCGCGUUGAACGUCGCAUGGAAUUUCAAAAAUGUCGUUUUCGCGCCAUGUUUCAAACGGCAAUGGUCUCAUAUCUCGAUUGGAUCACACAAGCAGAGGAAGUGAUAUUAGCCGAAGAGCGUACAACUGAAGAGGAAAAAAUGCACAUAAUGGAGGCACGUAAACGUAAUGCUGCCAAAAGUAAAAAACUGAAAAGUCUGGGUAAAUCUAAGUCAACCGAUACAGAGGAAGAAGAAGCCGAAGAAGAUUAUGGAGAUGAUGGUUAUUUGAAAACCCGAUCAAAACCCCAAGGGAGUUGUGCGGGAUUCUGGAGAGCGGAGAAGCGUUUUCGAUUUUGGAUAAGAAGUACUGUGAAAACGCAAUGGUUCUAUUGGUUUGUUAUAGUUUUGGUGUUCCUCAAUACCGUAUGUGUAGCGGUGGAGCAUUAUGGUCAACCACAAUAUUUAUCGGAUUUUUUAUACUAUGCUGAGUACGUGUUCUUGGGUCUUUUCAUGUCGGAAAUGUUCAUAAAAAUGUAUGCCUUGGGUCCACGCAUUUAUUUUGAAUCAUCGUUCAAUCGUUUCGAUUGUGUCGUCAUUAGUGGUUCGAUAUUCGAAGUGAUAUGGUCUGAGGUUAAGGGCGGCUCAUUCGGUUUAUCCGUAUUAAGAGCAUUGCGUUUAUUGCGCAUAUUUAAAGUGACCAAAUAUUGGUCAUCGCUGCGAAAUCUUGUAAUUUCGCUAUUGAACUCGAUGAGAUCCAUCAUUUCAUUGUUGUUCCUGCUCUUCUUGUUCAUACUAAUAUUUGCCUUACUGGGCAUGCAAUUGUUUGGUGGCCAAUUUAAUUUUACGGGCGGUACCCCAGAAACCAAUUUCAACACAUUUCCCAUUGCCUUAUUGACUGUCUUUCAAAUUCUAACCGGUGAAGAUUGGAAUGAAGUCAUGUAUCAGGGUAUUAUUUCGCAAGGUGGCGCCAAGAGAGGAAUGAUUUACUCUGUUUAUUUUAUCGUUUUGGUACUUUUCGGUAAUUAUACGCUACUGAAUGUGUUCUUGGCCAUUGCCGUCGAUAAUUUGGCAAAUGCUCAAGAGCUAACAGCUGCCGAAGAGGAGCAAGUCGAAGAGGAUAAAGAGAAACAAUUACAAGAGCUUGAAAAAGAAAUGGAAGCCUUACAAGCCGAUGGUGUUCAUGUUGAAAAUGGUGAUAGCUCAGCAGCGGCUACCAAAGCGAAAAGUAAAAAGAAAGAAGAAGAGAAGAAACAGGAAGAGGAAGAAGUUACAGAGGGUCCAAAACCAAUGUUACCAUAUUCAUCAAUGUUUAUACUAUCACCAACAAAUCCGAUACGUCGUGGCGCCCAUUGGGUGGUUAAUUUACGUUAUUUUGAUUUUUUCAUUAUGGUCGUCAUCUCAUUGUCAUCGAUAGCGUUAGCGGCCGAAGAUCCCGUGCGUGAGAACUCGCCACGAAAUAAAAUUCUAAAUUAUUUCGAUUAUGCAUUUACCGGCGUAUUCACAAUAGAAAUGUUACUGAAAAUUGUAGAUUUAGGUGUUAUAUUACAUCCUGGCAGCUAUUUAAGAGAAUUCUGGAAUAUUAUGGAUGCUGUGGUCGUUAUAUGCGCUGCUGUUAGUUUUGGCUUCGAUAUGAGCGGUAGCAGUGCUGGACAAAAUUUAUCAACAAUCAAAUCGUUGCGUGUCCUACGUGUCCUGCGGCCAUUGAAAACAAUUAAACGCGUACCAAAAUUGAAGGCCGUCUUCGAUUGCGUAGUCAACUCAUUGAAAAAUGUUGUUAACAUUCUAAUCGUGUACAUAUUGUUUCAAUUUAUAUUUUCUGUCAUUGGUGUACAAUUAUUCAAUGGGAAAUUUUUUUAUUGUACGGACGAAAGUAAACAUACUGCCGAAGAGUGCCAGGGUUCAUAUUUUAAAUAUGAAGAAGGUGACUUACUGCCAAAACAGGAGGCGCGCAUCUGGAAGCCGCGUAGUUUUCAUUAUGACAAUGUCGCUGCCGCCAUGUUAACACUAUUUGCUGUGCAAACCGGUGAAGGAUGGCCACAAGUACUGCAACACUCCAUGGCUGCCACAUAUGAAGAUAGGGGUCCAAUACAAAAUUUCCGGAUUGAAAUGUCCAUAUUUUAUAUCGUGUAUUUUAUUGUGUUUCCGUUCUUCUUCGUUAACAUAUUCGUGGCCUUGAUUAUCAUUACAUUCCAAGAACAAGGCGAAGCUGAAUUACAAGACGGUGAAAUUGAUAAAAAUCAGAAAUCAUGUAUAGACUUUACGAUAGGAGCACGACCAUUAGAACGUUAUAUGCCUAAAAAUCGUAACACAUUUAAAUAUAAAGUGUGGCGUAUUGUCGUAUCGACACCAUUUGAAUAUUUUAUAAUGAUGCUUAUUGUGUUCAAUACUUUAUUAUUAAUGAUGAAGUAUCAUAAUCAAGGUGAUAUGUAUGAAAAAUCACUUAAAUAUAUCAACAUGGGAUUUACUGGAAUGUUUAGUGUUGAGACUGUACUGAAGAUCAUAGGAUUCGGUGUUAAGAAUUUCUUUAAGGAUCCUUGGAAUAUAUUCGAUUUGAUAACUGUACUUGGCAGUAUAGUGGAUGCACUCUGGAUGGAAUUUGGGCACGAUGAUUCAAGCUCAAUCAACGUUGGCUUCCUGCGUUUAUUUCGUGCAGCGCGUCUCAUCAAAUUGCUACGUCAGGGAUACACGAUACGAAUUCUGUUAUGGACAUUUGUACAAUCGUUUAAAGCACUUCCAUAUGUCUGUUUACUAAUAGCAAUGCUAUUUUUUAUUUAUGCCAUUAUCGGCAUGCAGGUAUUUGGGAAUAUCAAACUAAGUACAGUGGAAAAUUCCAUAACUAGACACAACAACUUCCAAUCAUUUAUACAAGGCGUUAUGCUCCUAUUCAGAUGUGCAACGGGCGAGGCGUGGCCGAACAUUAUGCUGGCGUGCCUUAAAGGGAGGCCAUGUGAUGAAGAGGCUGAAAAGGGUGAUGAGACAUGUGGCUCAACGCUGGCAUACGCCUAUUUCGUUUCAUUUAUAUUCUUUUGUUCGUUUCUAAUGUUGAAUUUAUUCGUGGCCGUUAUUAUGGAUAAUUUUGAUUAUCUAACAAGAGAUUCCAGUAUAUUGGGUGCCCAUCAUUUAGAUGAAUUUGUACGGAUAUGGGCUGAAUAUGAUCCAAAUGCGACUGGUAAAAUUCAUUACACGGAAAUGUAUGAUAUGUUGAAAAAUAUGGAUCCUCCAUUGGGGUUCGGUAACAAAUGUCCCAAUCGCCUCGCCUACAAAAAACUGAUACGUAUGAAUAUGCCGCUGGAUGAUGAAAUGCGUGUACAAUUUACCACCACACUGUUCGCAUUGAUACGUGAAAAUUUAAGCAUUAAAAUGAGAUCGGCGGAGGAAAUGGAUCAAGCCGACUCUGAACUUAGGGAAACAAUAACCAAUAUAUGGCCUUUGCAAGCUAAGAAAAUGCUAGAUCUACUGGUGCCACCCAACGACCAACUAAAUAAAGGCAAACUGACAGUGGGUAAAAUUUAUGCCGGUUUUCUGAUAUUUGAAUCCUGGCGCAAUACACGUUUCGGUCAAAUUGAUUCAGGCAUGCCGCGGAAAAAGCGUGGAGAAGAUGAUGACGACCAAAUGCAUAGUCCCACAGCUGAUGAUGAACCGAAGCAAACAUUCUUUGAUUGUUUGCUCGAUAUGGCAGCGUUAGAUAAAGGAGGCUCACGCCAGGGUUCAAUAAGUUAUGAGCCGAAUGGCGAUGGUGCGACAAAUUCACAAACGCAUUUAUUAGCCGGUACACAACAAACUAAUGGUGACGCCGACCAUGCCAGUUUGGCGAACUUAGCGCGUCGUAAUACGAUGAGAAAACGUUCCGUUAGAAGCAAAAAGAUGUUGGAAUUGCAAGAUGCAUCAAGGCAUCCAUCUCAGGAAUCCCUAACCGGAGCCGAUGCUGGCCAUUUACAUCCUGGACACGCUUAUCAAAACGGUCACCGACGUUCGCCUAGCAUAAGAUCUCCCAGUCCUAGACGACGAGGCCAUCAAUACAUACAUCAUGAUAUUGGGUUCUCCGAUACUGUAUCUAAUGUGGUAGAGAUGGUCAAGGAGACCCGUCAUCCUAGACACGGUUAUGGUCACCAUGCGCGUUACCCAAGAGGUUCAUGGUCAGCAUCGACAAGUCCGGCCCGUUCGCCUUCACCGUCACGUUAUGGUGACCAUAUAGCACGCACCAGACGCCCUGAACUGCCUUAUCCCACAUACGGGACAACCAGUCUAUGUCAAAGAUCACGAUCACCGAGUCCCGCUCGACUUCAGGAGAUGCGUGAACGAGAUAGACUUGGUUAUGGGAUUGAUAUGGGUGGUACCCAUGGUCAGCACAGUUACCCAACGUUGAAUCAACGUCGGGGUGGAGGUCGAAGACUACCACCGACACCGAGCAAACCAUCGACACUGCAGCUAAAGCCAACAAAUAUUAAUUUUCCAAAAUUAAACGCAAGUCCAACACACACACAUCAUUCGACACCUCAUAGUGUUCACUCGUUGCCACACCACCGCGAUCUGUUGCGGGACCCUAGAGAUUUAUAUUACAGCAGUAGAGAACGUGAACGCGAUAGAGCACGUUAUAGGGACCGCUUAAGAGAUUACGAUUUACGAUAUGAAUAUCGAGAUCGUGAACGUGAAUUAUAUGAACGCGAAAGAGAUCGCGAGCUGGAGUUGGAAAGAGAAAGACUGGAAUACAUAGCACCCUUGUCAUUUGAACAAGCGUUAGCUAUGGGUAGAACAGGGAGAGUUUUACCGUCACCUGUUCUGAAUGGUUAUAAGCCGAAGGGUGGCCUUCAUGCACGCCAUUCCGAUUCAGAUGAGGAGGAUUGGUGCUAGCAAAGGCUUUGAUUGCGAUCGCGUGAUCGAAGGGAACAGAUCUGGGUAUAGCAUCAGGCCAUUUUGACAACAUUAUCCGCACCCGAUUUAGACCAUAAUUUCGAUACAAUACCGCUGCAACAAUUCAGCCAUAGAAAUGCGACCACAUCGUUCAAUGACUUAACCACAAUUCAAAGACUUGUAGUGUCACCUUUACAACAAUAUUUACAUAAUCGAACAGACGACGAUAACAUUGUGGCGGAGACAUCAUUCAUGGAAAAUAUAGCAACAACUAAGGUGUAUUCGGAUCACGAAAUCGAUUAUCGAUUUCCACAUGAUACGAUUAACACAGUACCAAUCAAGGAGACAAAUAUAGGCAAAAAGGAUGAUAAAGAACAACAACCAUUACCGUAUUCACCAGUAGAUGAACAACAUCUCUAUCAUACGCUCUAAUCAGCGACAGUAAAUAAGAUGCCAUUCGUUUUAUUUAUUGACUUAUUUAUUUUCUAAUUUUUUUUUAAUAUUUUUUUCGUUUACAUUUCGUUUUCGUUUUUUACUGCAUAAUCUUACUGAAACGGAUUUUUAAAAAAAUUUAAACUAAUUUUUAAGAUGGUAAAGCAAGCUUUAAAGUUUAUGUACCUUAAAAAAGAUUAAAAAAAAAAUUGUUGAAAAAGCAAGAAUUUUGUCGAUCGAUGUCUACAGAAACCAAAGAUAUUUUAUUAUUUUCUUUCCUUUAAAACACAUAACAAUAUAUAUUAGAAAGCAAAGCGUUAGGGAGGGAGGUUUUUUUGCAAAAGACUUCGUUUCAAUCGUAUAUCUCUUUUCACAAGACAAGAACAAAGAAACAAUAACAAAAAAAAAAAAAAAAAAAAAAAAAAAAAAAAAAAAAAAAA